CGGCCUUUCCCCUGGCUUCUAUAAAGCCACGAGUUGACUACUUACAUUGAACAUUCACUCAACGUCUUCGUCACCAAUUUGUUCAUCAUGUGGCUACUAAUCUUUGCAGGUCUUCUGGCCACAUCUAUUGGAAAAGAAACAACAGGACAAAAUACAGCUGAAAAAAAUGUUGAUGAUGUAGUACUUUUAGAGAUUGAUGUUAAAGAACCAGCCAAGCGAUCACCAGUUGCAGCUAGUGGUGUUUAUGGUGCUUCACCCAACCAAUUUAUAAUACGUCAUGGCGAUGACGCUCAAGAGUUAUCACCAGAAUAUUUGGCACUUGUUGAUCAGUAUGGAAAUCCUCAACAACAACAAUAUGUAACAUUACCAAGAACUGGUCCACCACCACGUAGACCUCAACCAGGUUAUGCAAGACAACAACAACUUCAACAAGCUUAUCAAAAUCAACGUGUUCCAGCAGUUGUACAACCAAGACCACGUCCAACUCUUCAUCCACAAGCUGAGGCACAAGCUGAAGCUCAAGCUGAAUAUCAAGCUCAAAUUGAUGCACAACAACGUGCUGAAGCACAAGCUAGACUUCGUGGUAGUGGAACAGCACCAGCUGGUUAUCAAAUACCAGCAGGUUAUCAAGAUGCUAAACUUGGAACAUUUGAGCAAGAACUUUUGCAAUUAGUUACAGCUAAUCAAGCUCAAGAAUUUAAAGCUCAACAAGCACAUGAUUUAAGACCACAAAGACCUCAACAAGCACAAUAUCCACAAUAUUCACAACAAAUUUUAGCAUACUCACCAGAAUAUGCAAAACCAGGUGCUGAACAACAACAACAAAUUCAAGAAAUUCCUGAUCAACAACAAUAUCAUAUUGAAACAACUCAACCACGUUAUCCACAACAAGCACCAGUACAGUAUCAACCAAUUGAAGAAGCUGUUCAGUAUCAACAACCAGCUCGUCCACAAUAUGUUGCUAAAAAACCAUACAGACCAGCUGCUCCACAAUACAUUGAUCCAUCUCAGGCACAAGGUGAAACUGAAGCAAUUGCACGUGCCCAAGCUAAUGCUGAAGCACAAGCCUUAGCAUUUCAAAAAAUAACAUCAGCAUCACAUAAACAACAUCAAGAUGCUGCUCUUGCACAAAUUCGUAUUGUUGAAGAUAGAUGGAAACAAGAAAGUGCACUUGAACAAAUUAAUCAAGGUAGCCAAGUUAGUGAAGCUGGUCGUGAACACAUUGAAGAACAAGUAAGACCAAAAGAUCCUGAAGCAGCAUACAGAGCAAGAGUCAAAGCUCAAGCUGCUGCUGAAGCUGCUGAGGCACGUCAAGCACAAGAAGCUGCUGAAUAUAAAGCACAUGGUGAUGCUAUUCUUGCUUUACAAAAACAACAACAAGUACAUUUAAAAGCCCAAGAAGAUGCAGCUAACUUUGCACUUAAUUUUGAAAAAAAUCAAGCUAAAGCACAAGCUAAUGCACAAGCACUUGCAAAUGCACAAGCACUUGCUUUAUGGAAAAAUCAUCAAGCAAAUCGUGCUCAUGCACAAAAAGAAGCACAAAAAGCUGCUCGUGCACAAGAAGAAGCACGUAAACGUGAUCCAGAUAAUACACCAGCUGUACAAUAUCUUUUAGAAACACCAAACAGUACUCCAUUACCAUCAUUGAAUAAUUAUAUUACUCCAGAUAUUCAUCAAAAAUAUCAAGCAUCAGGAUCAUCAUAUGUACCACGUGCAACUGCCAAACCAGAUGAUACAGUUAAUCAACCACGUCAAGCAUAUAAACAUAAAGUUCCAGCAAAUUCACAAAUUUAUGUAUCACAAUCUGGUCUUGUUAAAAAAGCACCAGUUAAAUCAUUAACUGUUGAAGAAAUUAUUGAACAAGAUCAAAUUAAUAAUCCACAAAUUAUUAGAAUUCCAGCUGCCAAAGCACAACCAUUAACACGAGCUGAUCUUGAUGCACUUAUUCAUGCUGGAUAUACUGUAACUCCUGUACCAGAAAUUGCUAGAUCAACUCAACAACCAUACAUAGAAAGUUCAACUGGUUAUUAUGUUAAAAAAAGUGGUGCAGGAAGACCAGAAAGUUAUACAACUUAUGAAGAUAAUCGUCAACAACGUAGACCAAUUAGAAAACAAAGACCAAUUUUAAAACAAGAAAAUGAAUCAGAAGGAAGUGCUAAAGUAACUUACUUAGUGCCAGUUGAACCCACCUAUGGAAACCGACGACCAACAAAUUAAAAAAAAUAUUUUGUCGUUAGAAAAAUUAAUUUAUUUUUCACGACACAAUAUUUUCAGUCAAUCUAUGACUUAAAUGCAAUUUAUAAGCUGAUGUGAAAAAUUAUUAUUAUUUUUUUUUUUUUUUUUCGUUUACUUUCAAAUCAGCAAAUUUUUAUGUUUUUUUUUUUUAUUUUAUUUUUUUGUCAAUUGUAUCAAUGUCGUUUAUCACUUGAAAAUCUUUGUUAUUUUUUUUUAUAUUUUUUAAUUGUUUUCGUUAUACACUCAUGGCUCAUUUAUUCGAUACAAUUAAUUUUUUAUUUUAAGCACAUAUUUACGCUUAUAUACGAUAUAAAAUUAAAAGGCAAAAAAUAAUAAUUGAAUUAUUAUUAAUAGUAUUAAAUAAAUUUUACUACAAACACAAGUCGAUAGUGGCACGUGUAAAAUGUAUAACGUCGCCACAACGACAAGUUAAAUUGUGGUUUUGUUUUUUUUUUUUUUUAAAUAUCUAUAUUUUUUAUAAAUUAAUUUAUAUAUAUAUUGUGUAAAUACUAUAUAGAGUUUUAAAUAAAUAAAACUGUUGAAAAUGAGUGAAAAAAGGCAAAUAUAAAAAAAAAAAAAAAUAAUAAUAAUUCAAUAAUCUUCAGUAGUCAUUAUGUUGAUGAUUGUCUUACAGAAAAAAAAAACCUUAAUACCAUACAAUCAAUUGAACAUGUUGGUUUUAUUUUAUUUCAUUAUUUUUUUUUUUUUUUAUCAAAUAAAUCUCUGGACCAACAGCAACAAAGUAACUAUACACCACUGACCGGUUUUUUUGUUCUUUUUUUUUGUAUGCAGUGUGUGUCAAUUUAAAAUGUAAUAUAUAUGAAUUUCGACAUUGAGAAUUCAGCCCUGCAUUACAUACUAAAAAAGCAAGAUACUCAAAGUUCUUAUUGCUUGAAAAAUCGAUAAAGAAAUAUUGACUUAAUGCUUAAAAUAAAUAAAUAAAAAUAAAACCAGCUUGGACAUUCGAUUAUUCAUGACGACCUUCUGCGGUUAUUGCUACGUUGGAGAAUACUAAUUAAUGUUAAUGAAAAACAACGCAAUCUUGUAAUAUUAUUAAAACUAUUAUUAUCAA
Molecule: messenger RNA, 3307 nt
Organism: Aphidius gifuensis
Lineage: Eukaryota; Metazoa; Arthropoda; Insecta; Hymenoptera; Braconidae
Product: transcription factor sma-9-like
Exons: 3
Coding region: 88-2217 (709 amino acids)
Source: RefSeq, a predicted model, not a curated record